AUGAAGAUCAAACUGCCGCGAGACCGUUUCCCGUCGACGUCUUCGACGGAGGACAACGAGAGCGGCAAUGAUUGGGAUGCUGAGGGUCGCCAUCCCGUUAUGACGCAUACCCGUCAUCCUCCACCACCCCAGGCGGUGAUAGUGGGGUCGGUGCGCAAACGCCGCGGGAACUUGUCCAAGCAUUCUGUGAAGAUCUUGAAGCGAUGGCUGUAUGAUCACCGCUACAACGCGUACCCCAGUGAUGCCGAGAAAUUGGCGCUCAGCCAAGAGGCUAACCUUACUGUUCUACAGGUUUGCAACUGGUUCAUCAACGCUCGCCGGCGCAUUCUCCCCGAGAUGAUCAGACGCGAGGGUCACGACCCGCUCCACUACACCAUAUCUCGUCGCGGUAGGAAGCAGCCUGGCGCCAUGGCUGGUGUGGGACCUAUGGUGGGGUUAGGGGGUGCCUCCACUUCGGGCCUAGGGGUCCCUGGUGGGGAUAAUGUUACUGUAGCGUCGUGGGAUGGAAUUGUUGUUGAGAACGGGCCAGAUGGUCGCUCCCACGACUACGGCGAUGGUCUUCUAGUCUACCGAAGUGAUGGUGAUGAGCUAGGAGACGGGGAAGAGGGCUACUCCAGCACCAUCAGCGAAGAGGAGGUCAAGUACGAUCCUUCAGUCUGGCAGUCCGUCAUACGGUACGGACCAGAGGACCAUGACUUGCAUCCAGCUGCCAGGGACAGUACGGCGUCGGUGGUGACAGUGACCACGACUGAGGAGAUGGUGGAACAGGUCCCCGAGCCGGUGUCGAGCAGCGAGGACGGAUGGCAGGCGCUGGCGCACCCGCAGCUAGCGCACCUGCCACAGCUGCCGCACCCGCUGCGCGCGCGCCGCAUGCAGGUGGUGCCGAGCAGGCCGGAGGGCGAUCAGGAUAAGUUCAAGUGCCUGUAUCUCCUCGUGGAGACCGCAGUAGCCGUGCGUCAGAGGGAGAAGGAACAAGAGGAGGCUAUGCUCCCUGUUUAG
Molecule: messenger RNA, 999 nt
Organism: Helicoverpa zea (corn earworm)
Lineage: Eukaryota; Metazoa; Arthropoda; Insecta; Lepidoptera; Noctuidae
Product: homeobox protein PKNOX2-like
Exons: 7
Coding region: 1-999 (332 amino acids)
Biological process (GO): regulation of transcription by RNA polymerase II
Molecular function (GO): DNA-binding transcription factor activity, RNA polymerase II-specific; RNA polymerase II cis-regulatory region sequence-specific DNA binding
Source: RefSeq, a predicted model, not a curated record